AUGGCCUACAGCUGCUGCUCUGGAAAUUUCUCCUCCCGCUCCCUUAGGAGCUGCCUGCCCUCCUCAGGAUCCUGCCUUGCCUCUUCCUACCCCAGCAACCUGGUCUACACCACUACCAGCUGCUCUCCCAGCACCUGCCAGCUUGGAUCCUCUCUGAACAGUGGCUGCCAGGAGACCUGCGUCGAGCCCACCAGCUGCCAGAGGUCCUGCGUGGUGUCCAGCCCCUGCCAGAAGCCCUGCUACUACCCCAGGAGCUACACACCCUGCAGUCCCUGCCAGGGGACAUAUGCUGGCUCCCUGAGCUUUGGGUCCAGAAGCUGCAGUUCCCUGGGUUAUGGAUCUAGAAUCUGCUACCCAGUGAGCUGUGGAAGCAGUGGCUUCAGAUCCCUGAAUUGUGGAGUCUAUGACUUCCCUUCCCUGGGUUAUGGGUCUAGAACCUACUACCCAGUGUAUGUGGAUUCUACACGAUUUCAACCUUCUUGUUAUACAUCAAUCUGUGGCACUGGCUUCUAGAAAUUAAACAGUUAGGUCUCUGUAUUCUUACAAUAUCAAAAUCGAAUUCUAUACAUCCUGUAGACAUGUUUACUCAUUAUCUUCUAUCAUUUUUCCUUUGUCUUUCCACUAAUGAUUUUUUUUCCUCUUCUACUUCUGUUAGAAUAUUAGAUUAUUGUGCAUUCCCUAUUAGGCCUCAAAUAUUAUGCUAUUGAAAUCAGCUAUUUCAUGUUCAAUCCAUCCUACUUGAAAACUGAAAUUUUAAUCCAAUAAAUUUGCGCAAUCUGAACCCUCAA
This is a messenger RNA of Rattus norvegicus (Norway rat), 788 nucleotides long. It is a transcript of the gene Krtap14l, whose product is annotated as keratin associated protein 14 like. The transcript has a single exon. The record is from RefSeq and is marked validated. Bases 1 to 513 code for a protein of 170 amino acids. Lineage: Eukaryota; Metazoa; Chordata; Mammalia; Rodentia; Muridae. Gene Ontology annotation, cellular component: keratin filament; cytosol.